AUGGAUCCAAAGGAUGCGUCCCAGUUGAUUUGUAAUCAUCUUGAUGAGCAUCAUGGUGUUGGUUCUGAGGAGAAAGUCAAAGUCAGGCGUUUACUUAAAUAUUUAAACGAGAAAUCGGUUCACGCAGAAAUGUCUCCACAAGGUUUUGAGCCUGUAUUUACUGGCUCUGCAGCAGAGGGAUUAAACUUCCAAAGUUCUGACGAGGAUUGCAUGGUUAUAAACAAUAACGUCAAUGUAAUUCAACCGCACGAUGAAAUAGCAGAAAGAGAUGCCAGUAAAACUAUUCUGGUCAUGGAUAACACUGACUGUAGGCCUGGGCAUACUUUACUCAGACUUCAACGGAGAGGUGUGCUUAUGAACGACGUGGUCAUGAACUCAAUAACUGAUUUCAGAGGCUCAGAGUAUUUGUCUAGCGAGAAGUUCAGAGAUAACACUGUAGAGAUAGGUUCUUACCCACACGGUCCCUGUUCAACAAAAGUUAUUAAUGACUUGGAAAUCGAUUAUGCAAACUGUUUCCACUGCCAGUCAUGGCUAGAACAAAGCGACUUCAGAAAUCGUACCAAAGACUGUUCAUGGCCAUCCAGACAAUUAGUCAACAAAAUUGUGAAAAAUGGUUGCCACGCUGUUGCAAUUGGUGACAAACAUUCUAGACUCUUCGCAAUGCAAUGGAGGAUUUCUUUUGCACGAGCCGAAAAAUCUCUUGUCUGGUCGUUCAAUCACGUACAAUUGAAAACGUAUGCCUUGUUAAAAAUUUUCCUGAAAGAGUGCAUUGAAAGCAAUCCGUCAACACGUGAACUGCUUUGUUCCUAUUUUAUGAAGACAAUUGUUUUUCAUGCCAUAGAACAUAGACCGUCUAUGUGGGUGGACGACAACAUUGUUAAGUGUUUUUGGUAUUGUUUUUCUAUACUACUGGAAUGUGUACAGACCGGAUACUUGCCAAAUUACUUUGUGCUUGCUAACAACCUGUUUCAUUCCAAUGUUACGGGGGAUAACAGAAAUAGACUACUGAACGUGCUGGAAAGAUACUAUGAUAAAGGCUGGACAUGCCUAUUUGAUUGUCUUCGUUCCACAGUUCCACAACGCAUAGGUCAUGAUAAAAGGAAUAAGUUGCCAGGAGACGUUCUUCGGGAAGCUUAUCAUGAUGAAUACAUCUGGUCGCAUUUCCAUUUGUAUUGUAACUUAGUAGAUAUCGAUAUUGCAGAUGCCUUGAAGUUAGUCCAGAGAGUAUUCCUGAAUACGCCCGAUGACAGCCUAUGUGAUACAGCAGUGCUUUACUUUAUUCAUGUCAUCAGAAGAAGUAUUUGUAGGAGCUACAUUGCAGACCCGACCAACGGUACUAGCAAUAAAUCUGCCUACAGGCAAAUCAGAAGAAACAAACGGUUACUUCACUUGUCGUCAGCCACAGAUGUCAGUAGUGGACUGUUAUCACUGGCAACGUUUUACUACAAUGUUGGUUGUUACACCAAAGCCUCGGAAGUGGCAAGUUGUGUGGUGUUCGCCUGUCAAAAAGGCGGAUUAUUACAGAGUCAUGGUGAUAGGGACGAUGUGGGAUACGAAGAGGAGAUGUGUGGUAAAGGAUACACACUGCUACAAAAAGCUAAAAGUUCUUUCGUACAUGAAUACAUUAUUGACAAAACGUCAAAUAAAUUAUAUCCCCCAGAACUAUUUGAAGUGGUUGAUAGAAACGCGAACGAUAUUUCUCUCCCGCUACUGCCGUACGCAAUCUUUCUUCUUGUGUUGUCUACCUUCAGACUUGGUGACAUCGACCAGUCACAGACAAUGCUCGAUGAUCUUAUAGCUUUACGAACCGACGCUAUCUACGGCGUACGUCACUAUCCCAUCUUGGACAGUCUGGUCAGGAUAUGUCACGAACUGUUGGGGAACACAAGUCAAGCCAUCAAAUCGUCUGAAGGGUCAUGCAGAAAACUUUCUGACAGCCCAGCCGCCUUAAUCAAGAUUGCUGACCUUCGUCAGACUCGGAAUGAUGAACAAACAGGCAAAACAGACUUCAACACAUUAGAUUACUGCAAUGUUAAAUAUCACAAAACAAUGUACACAGCUGAUCCAGACAAUUUUAUUAAAAUGUCUUGGUUUUAA
This is a messenger RNA of Pecten maximus, 2097 nucleotides long. RefSeq lists its product as uncharacterized. Bases 1 to 2097 code for a protein of 698 amino acids. The transcript has a single exon. NCBI's taxonomy places the organism in Eukaryota, Metazoa, Mollusca, Bivalvia, Pectinida, Pectinidae. The record is from RefSeq and is a predicted model, not a curated record.